UUUAUUCGCAAAGAAAGAAAGAAAUCAUCCGAUUGGACCCGACACAAACAAACACAGGUUUCUCAAACAUUUUCCCAGCUCCCAAACGCGUCUCUCACUCAUUGUUCUUCCCUCCCUCAUCGACUCAUCCCAUGUUUGGACAGCACUGUUGUGGAGAAGGAAGGUCGACUCUUUCUUUCUGUUAACUUCUUGAAAUUUCAAUCUUCCCUUGUUUUGUUAUCGUGAUUAAAGGCCGUUAUCGUGUCCAAGUAUUUUAUUGGUUUUCGAGGAGCAAAAGACCAAUGCUGAAAAUCCUAUUUGUGAAAUAGAAAGCGUCCCAGAUUCCGGAUCCAUCCAUCCGAUCUUGUUUCCUGUUGCAUAUCAAAUUGUUGCCAGAAGUUGUGGAAUCAUCGACAUCGAUUUUGUUUCAAUUUUGACACUUUUUUUUAAGUGUUUUUUGAUACUAUAUUUCUUGUUUUGGUAGAUUUUGGGUGCAAAAGAUCUGAUAUUGAACUGAUUGUGAGAGAUGAUAAAUGGAGAGGGGACUCGCGAGACCCCUCCCGAAGCCACCCCUUUGGAUCUAAUUGAUGAGACUCUGCCCUGGCAGUGUCAGGAAUCUGAUGGCGGUGGCGACUCUCCCACUUUUUCACAGUAUUCAUCGUGUGGCGAAUCAGAGUUUGAUAGGUACUGCAGUGCCAAUUCGGCAAUUGGGACCCCGAGUUUUAGUUCCGUGGGAACUUUUCAAGACUGUCUCGAUUCUGAAUUUGGGUCUGGGAGGAGUUUUGGGCUUGAAGGUGUUGGUAGCAUGGAGAAGCUUAAUCUGGGAGGCAGGAUUGCUGAAAAUUUUGGGGAGAGGAGACUCUCAGCUUCAAGUGUAUCGGGUUCUUUAUCUAAUCAUAGAAUUGAAUCUUGUGAAGGAAGGGACAGUUCAGAGGUGAGAAGUGACUCUGUAGGGCAGGGGUUUGGUCCGAAUGAUGGGUUGUAUUCAUCCAAUAACGGGGAGAGUUUCUCUUGGCAUGGCUACAGUCAUGGAGUUACGGGCAAUAUGGAGUUGUCAAAUGUUGGGAGUGAGCCAGAAUUGCCUGAAGUGAUGGACUUAAAUACUACGUUGGAUGACAGACUUUGUAUUGAAGAUGAUGGUGGUAGUAUUGUCCAAUGGAGCACCCAAACUGAGUCGAUAAGGCUGGAAAGUUCUGAUGGAGUUGUUUCUGAUCACCAGACUAAUAGUACAGAUGUCAUUGAGGAAAAUAAUAUGAGUUCAAGGGUUAAUGGUGAUACCCAGUCUUUCGAAAGGGUUGAGGUGGACACCCACUGUCAGACAAAUAUUGAACUGGGUAAUAAUUAUAUAGAUGGGUUAGUUUCCAGUUCUGAUGUGGAAUUUGGCAGGAGAGAAGAUGGAAGAUGCUCAGAUGAAGAUGAAGCUUCAUCCAGAUUUGAUCAUUCUGAGGGUGAAGAUUCAAUGUAUGGUUAUACUACAAAUGAUGAGCAGAAGAUGGGUUUCUUUCAUCAGAGGGAUAUGCACAGCCAUAAUGCUGCAAAAUCUGACAAAGAAAAUCCAUUGCUUAUGAGCUCAUCUAUAGCAUUUGGUUCAGAGGAUUGGGAUGAUUUUGUGCAGGAAGCAAGAGAACCUGAUAUGUCUCUUAUGAUGUCUGGGAAUAAACAACCGAACAUUGAAACAAACCUUGUAGGUUCUUCCUCUCAGACUGAUACUAGCUUUCUUGGAGUUGGUCCUGAGCAAGAAAAAGUGCUGAUGGAUAUGGCUAUGCCGUCUUGCAAAGGCCAAGGUACUGAUGAAGUAGGAGGGUCCAUCAGAGAUGAUUCUUUGACCCCACUUGGUUUUCUGGACUUAUCUGAGAUAGAGCAAGGGAAAGACGCAGAAGAUAUUCGUGCUACCACCAACCAAGCUGGAGAUCCUGAUGAACUGUCUAAUUAUCUUAAAAUUUGUUCUGGUAGUCAUAUUUUAGAGGGAGAGCAGUAUUUGCCAUCACAAGAGGCACGCCUGCAAAAAGAUUUAGACUUUGUGGCUGGUAAUUUGAGAAAGGACCCUCCACUUUCAAGUACUCAAGAUUGUGAAAAUGAUGAUGCCAUUAGAACAUUGGAAUGUCAAGAGUUGGAAAAAUCAACUGUACAGUUGGACCAUCUUUCUGAUAUUAAAGAUAAUCUCCCGCUCUGUUCAGCAGCAACUGAAUCACCUAAAGAAAAAAUGGUUGAUUUCCAUAGAGAACCAUUUUCGUCAGUACCACCGAAUGAGAAAACUAUAAAGAGACCGCAAAAGAAUUCACUUCCUUCAGUUGGUGUCUUUGAAAACCAUCAUAAUGCAGUUGAGGCAGAGAAUGUCAAGUCUAAUGAAUUGUACAAUGAUGUUGUCCAUGAAAUGGAAGAAAUAUUACUUGAAAGUACCGAGUCUCCAGGGGCUAGGUUCACCCAAAAUGAUACAUCAUACCAAUCCCACUUACUUCUGCCUUUAAGAGAUGGUGGAUCGACUGCCUCUACUUCUGGUAAUGAUGAUGUUUACCCAUUAAUGCAGUGUCCUCUAACAAUUGAUGGAGUUGAAGUAAUAGGUGCCAAGCAGAAGCAGGGAGACAUCUCAUUUGGGGAAAGACUGGUUGGAGUGAAGGAAUACACUGUUUAUGUAAUAAGAGUUUGGAGUGGAAAGGAUUUUUGGGAGGUUGAACGAAGAUACCGUGAUUUUUGCACCCUUCAUCGGCGGUUGAAAACGUUUUUUGCUGGUCAAGGUUGGAUUCUUCCUUCUCCAUGGUCCUUGAUUGAACGUGAAUCCCGAAAGAUUUUUGGGAAUGUCUCUCCAGAUGUUGUUGCAGAGAGAAGUGCUCUAAUUCAAGAGUGUUUACAAUCCAUUCUCCUCUCCAAGUAUCCGUCUGGCCUUCCAAGUGCUCUAUUUUGGUUCUUGUCCCUGCCAAAAGUCGGUCCUGGUUUUCCUGCAUCUGAUACACCUACCCCUCAGUCUCCCUUUUCAGCUAGAGGGGCAGAGACAGGAAACAUGUUGACAUUGGGGAAAACUAUAUCACUUAUUGUAGAAAUCCGACCACAUAAAUCUGUGAAAGAGAUACUAGAAGCACAGCACUAUACUUGUGCAGGAUGCCACAAACAUUUUGAUAAUGGGAAAAGUCGGAUGCUGGAAUUUGUACAGACCCUUGGUUGGGGCAAACCUCGUCUCUGUGAAUACACUGGUCAGUUGUUUUGUUCAUCAUGCCAUAUGAAUGAAACCGCUGUCUUGCCAGCAAGAGUUUUACAUAACUGGGAUUUUACUCAGCAUCCAGUUUCACAGUUGGCGAAAUCAUAUUUGGAUUCUAUUCAUGACCAGCCGAUGCUUUGUGUCAGUGCAGUUAAUCCUUUUCUAUUCGCGAAGGUCUCAGCAUUGCUACAAGUAACAGGUGUCAGAAAAAGAAUAAGAGACAUGCUUCCAUAUGUUAGGUGCCCAUUCCGUAUGUCCAUUUACAAAGGGCUCGCCUCUCGUAGAUAUAUUCUUGAAAGCAAUGAUUUUUUUGCACUUAGAGAUCUCGUUGAUCUUUCAAAAGGAGUAUUUGCAGCACUUCCUGUGAUGGUAGAUACUGUCUCAAAGAAAAUACUGGAACACAUCACAGAGCAAUGCCUUUUGUGCUGUGAUGCGGGUGUCCCUUGCAAUGCACGACAAGCCUGUAAUGACCCAUCUUCUCUUAUUUUUCCUUUCCAGGAAGGAGAAAUAGAGCGGUGUAGAUCUUGUAAUUUGGUAUUCCAUAAGCCAUGCUUCAGGAAGAUCAAAAGCUGUCCCUGUGGUGAGCUUCUGAACCAUGACGGAGAAAAGGGAGGCUCGACAAGUGUAAUCCAUAGGAUUGAGAGUGAUUUAAGAGGUGCUACGGGCAUGUUUGGGAAGAAGACGGAUUCCAAGUCUGGGGGAUUUCUAUCUGGACUGUUUACCAAGGGAAAGCCGGCGCAGCUAUUGGGAUCAAAAGACAGUGAUACUGUCAUCCUAAUGGGUUCUUUACCUGCAGGCUCAUCUCUUUGAUCGCCUUAUAGUUGUAAAGUGCAAGUUGUAUAAUAGUUUCAACACCUCGAAAUGAGGAAAAUUAUUUGUUUGAUCCUGAUUGUCAGUGACAUCACCAGAGCUGGAAAUAUUCAUUAGAAUGGGGAAGCUCUGUAGGGGUGUCGUAUUUUCUUACCUUAUCCUCCUCGUCUUUUUUUCAAAGUUUCACUUGUAUGACCAUCUUCGUAUUCUUUGUUGCACAGUUUCAGAUAAAGAGUGAUAUAUUUCACUUUCUUU
Messenger RNA from Diospyros lotus (date-plum), 4237 nucleotides. RefSeq lists its product as uncharacterized. The transcript has 5 exons. The record is from RefSeq and is a predicted model, not a curated record. Gene Ontology annotation, molecular function: phosphatidylinositol phosphate binding. Lineage: Eukaryota; Viridiplantae; Streptophyta; Magnoliopsida; Ericales; Ebenaceae. Gene Ontology annotation, cellular component: intracellular membrane-bounded organelle. The coding region runs from base 506 to 3982 and encodes 1158 amino acids.